Molecule: messenger RNA, 774 nt
Organism: Odontomachus brunneus
Lineage: Eukaryota; Metazoa; Arthropoda; Insecta; Hymenoptera; Formicidae
Gene: MED7
Product: mediator of RNA polymerase II transcription subunit 7
Exons: 3
Coding region: 1-681 (226 amino acids)
Biological process (GO): regulation of transcription by RNA polymerase II
Cellular component (GO): mediator complex; core mediator complex
Molecular function (GO): transcription coregulator activity
Source: RefSeq, a predicted model, not a curated record
AUGGCAGCCCCCGAAGCGAUACAAGUCAGUUCCUUACCGUUACCACCCGUUCAAUACAUAAAUGUGUACACGGACGAGAAUGUACGACGUGGACGAGUUCCGCGACCACCGCCGCCGAUCCACGAUAAUUACAGUAUGUUCGGCAACGUGUUUAACGCGGAGGACACGAUCAUCAGGCCACUGGAAGCUCAGGGUAUCAAAAGACUGUACCCGCAACACUUUGAUCGUCGACGUGAACUGAAAAAGCUCAAUCACUCUCUGCUUGUAAAUUUCUUGGAUUUGAUAGACUUGCUCGUUCAAUGCCCCGACAGUCCAAGACGUGCAGAAAAGGUUGAAGAUUUGAGUUUGUUAUUUAUUCAUAUUCAUCAUCUACUGAAUGAGUUUAGACCACAUCAAGCCAGAGAAACAUUACGUGUAAUGAUGGAAUUACAACGUAGACAACGGCUUGAAACUGCAAUGCGUUUUCAGAAGCAUCUUGAAAAGGUCCAGGAAAUACUGCAGCAAGCUUUACAAAUGCUCCCAGACGCAGAACUGGAUUCCAAACUUGCAAUAAACACAGAUGCUAUGGAGUCUGUAGAUAACUUAGGUUUUGAGCAACAGACUAUAGAUCCAUGUUGUCCAAGUGAUCGUAUUAUGUGCAAAGUGAUAGACGACAUUAUUUCUUCAAAUGGAUUGUUUUAAGAUUACUUGCUUCAAAGUGUUUACCAUCCUAUGAAUGGACAGAUAUGCUAUACAGAUUGUACAUAUAAGUUAUAGUAAAAUAUUAUAAAUGUA